Molecule: messenger RNA, 2041 nt
Organism: Mollisia scopiformis
Lineage: Eukaryota; Fungi; Ascomycota; Leotiomycetes; Helotiales; Mollisiaceae
Product: 4-coumarate-CoA ligase-like protein
Exons: 5
Coding region: 267-1910 (547 amino acids)
Biological process (GO): secondary metabolic process
Molecular function (GO): CoA-ligase activity
Source: RefSeq, a predicted model, not a curated record
AACACAACUUGGGGCAUGCCAACGCACGUAGCCGAGCUCCGAGGGUGUUUGUGCUUACUUUUUAGUGUAAGUUUGUACUGACAGUUGCUGGGGAUCCCCGCACACUUCUAGGCUGUACUGGGUAUGGUGCUGAAACGCUUAACCCCGCGAACCAACAUUUCUCAGAGCUCAGCUUCCUGAGGAUGAUUUCUCUCCUGCAUAGAUCUGAAUUUGGGCGAGUUGUAUAGAAUAUUUAUCGAUUUGUCAUUUCAUUCGAGAAGAGCACCAUGUAUUUUGCUGCCGAGAACCAUGCGCCUAUUCCCACUAAGGACUUGCUGUCUUGGACGUUCGACGAUGUCAAGUAUGACCCAGAUGAACCAAUAUACAUUGAUGCCAAGAAUCCAACAAACUCCAUAUCAUCGAACCAAGCACGUGUACUGAUCCGAAAACUGGUAGCUGGAUUGCGCGCAGCAGGGCUAAAGAAAGGGGAUUGCGUCUGCUUGCAUUCUUUUAACGAUAUACACUAUCCCAUUCUAUUCUUGGGAAUCAUAGCAGCGGGAGGAAUUUUUGCAGGAACAAAUCCUUCCUACACUCAAUUCGAGCUCGUCCAUCACAUCAAGACGGCCAAGACAAAAUUCUUGAUCACCGAGCCUGAGAUGCUCAAAAAUGUCCUUGCUGCCGCAAAAGAGUGUUCCAUUCCUGAAUCCAAAGUCUGGAUAUUUGAUGUCUUGAACAACCCUCUUCCUGAAGGUUUCAAGUCAUGGAAAGACCUGUUGAAUUACGGUGAAGAAGACUGGGUCAGAUUCGAUGAUGAGAAGACCUGUAAAGAGACGACUGCUGCGAGACUUUUCAGCAGUGGGACGACGGGAUUGCCAAAAGCUGCCAUGCUUUCUCACCAUAACUUCGUAUCUGAGCAUACACUUGUCCACGAGUACAAAAAGAAAGCAUGGAGGCCAAUACGCAUACUCGCUCUUCCAAUGUUUCAUGCAGCUUGUGUUCCCGUUGCUCAUACCACGGCAUUAAGAUCUGGAGAGCCUUCUGUUGUCAUGCGACGCUUUGAACUAGAACCUUUCUUCGCCACGAUCGAGAAGUUCAAGGUUAACGAAGUAGGCAUAGUUCCGCCCAUAGUCAUUGCCAUCAUAAUGUCUGGACUCGCCAACAAGUAUUCGCUCGACUCCGUACGCCAGGUCACUGUUGGUGCAGCUCCGCUAGGAAAAGACUCACAGACUCGACUUAGACAAUUGCUGCCGGAAGGUGCAUUCUGCAACCAGGUUUGGGGAAUGACCGAAAUGUCCUGCAUUGCUUCCAUGUUUCAUUAUCCAGAGGAUGAUGACACAGGGAGCGUGGGUCAUAUGUUGCCAAAUUUGGAUACUAAGAUUGUGGACGAUAACGACAAGGACAUAACAGGCUAUGAUGUCCAGGGCGAAUUAUGCGUUCGCGGCCCUAUCGUCGUCAAAGGCUAUUUCGAAAACCCAAAAGCCAACGCGGAGUCGUUUGACUCGGAAGGCUUCUUCAAGACUGGAGAUAUCGUCUAUCGCGACUCGAAGACUAAGAAGUGGUACGUCGUCGACCGAAAGAAGGAACUUGUCAAAGUUCGUGGAUUCCAAGUUGCUCCACCAGAGCUCGAGACUGUACUUUUGAACCAUCCGCACAUUAUCGACGCAGCGGUCAUUGGAGUCAAGCUCCAAGGAGAUCAGCAUAAUGAACACCCAAGAGCGUAUGUUGUGAAGAGACCGGUGAAAGAGAGUGAGAAUCUGGAUGAGGCGGCAGUGAAGGAGUGGUGCGGUGGGAGACUCGCUAAAUUCAAGGAGUUGACAGGAGGUGUGAGGUUUGUGCAGGCCAUUCCCAAGAACGCGAGCGGGAAGAUCUUGAAGAGAGUUAUUCGAGAGGAGGCAAAGGCAGAGCUAGACCAAGGCAGGGCGAAACUGUGAUAGACUUUGGAGCGUCGGGUAUAGUCUAGGCUUUGGAUUAAACAGAGAGCGAGCGCUAGACACUGGACGUGUAGACAGAGGCAUGAACAACACAUUGAUUGUCUGAUUUUAAGCGUCAUUACCUGGCUUCU